AUGCGCAUCCUCGCGGUUGCAGCCUGCGCCUCGGCCCUGCUGGCCCCGCGCCCGCACCUCCGGCCGCCGAGCGCCGUGCGCGUCAUCGAGACCGCGCCAACAACCACGGCGCCCGUCGCGCUCCCCGGCGCCCCGGAGCGGUGGAAGAAGGCGACGAAGCAGCUCGCGACGCUCGGCCCGGCGUCGAGUACGCUGGCCAUGAUCGAGAAGCUCUUCCUCGCCGGCGUCGACGUCUUCCGCCUCAACUUCAGCCACGGCGCCCACGAGGAGAAGGCCGAGCUCGUCAAGCUCAUCCGGCAGGUCGAGGCGAAAUACGGCCACCCGAUCGCGAUCCUCGCCGACCUCCAGGGCCCGAAGCUGCGCGUGGGCGUCUUCGGCCAGGACAAGGUGCUCCUCAGCGCGGGCCAGAAGUUCCGGUUCGACCUCGACGACGAGCCGGGCGACGCGGGGCGCGUCAAGCUCCCGCACCCGGAGAUCAUCGCGACCUUGGCCAAGGGCGACACGCUCCUCAUCGACGACGGCAAGCUCCGCAUGACCGUGGAGAAGAGCGGCGACGAGUUCGUCGAGUGCGUCGUCGACGUCGGCGGCGCCAUCAGCGACCGCAAGGGCGUGAACACGCCGUCCGUCGUCCUGCCCAUCUCGCCGCUGACGCCCAAGGACCGCGCGGACCUCGCCUUCGCGCUCACGCAGUCCAUCGACUGGGUCGCCCUCAGCUUCGUCCAGCAGCCCAAGGACGUCGCCGAGCUCCGACAGCUCGUCAAGGCCUCGGCGCGGCCCGACGUGAGCAUCAUGGCCAAGCUCGAGAAGCCCGCGGCCGUCGCCGACGGGUCGCUCGAGGCCAUCGUGGAUCUGUGCGACGGCAUCAUGGUCGCCCGCGGCGACCUGGGCGUGGAGAUGAACCCGGAGGACGUGCCCAUCAUCCAGAAGAAGAUCAUCAAGUGCUGCCGCGAUCGCGGCACGCCGGUGGUCGUCGCGACGCAGAUGCUCGAGUCGAUGAUCGACGCGCCGACGCCGACGCGCGCGGAGUGCUCCGACAUCGCCACGGCCAUCUACGACGGCGCCGACGCCGUCAUGCUCAGCGCCGAGUCCGCCGCGGGCCUCUACCCGGAGGAGGCCGUGACGAUGCAGCGCCGCGUCAUCUCGCGCGUCGAGGCCGACGAGUUGUACCGCGCGCGCAACGACGCGGAUGUGGCCGCGCCGGAGAAGACGGCGACGGACGCCAUCACGGCGGCGGCGCGGUCCGUGGCGCUGACGAUCGGGGCCAAGUGCAUGGUCGUCUUCACGAGCCUCGGCACGACGGUGCGCCGCGCGGCCAAGGGCCGGCCGCCCGUGCCCAUCCUCGCGCUCACGCCCUCCGAGGACACGGCGCGCGCGCUCGCGCUGACCUGGGGCGUCUACAGCCGCGUCGACGACUACUUCGGCGAGGACGUCGAGUUCAACGACGUGCUCAAGAAGGCCGUCGGCACGGCCAAGGACGUCGGCUUCCUCGACGACGACCUCGACGUCGCCGUCGUCACCGCGGGCCUGCCCUGGGGCACGCCCGGCGCGUCCAACGUGCUCCGCGUCGUCCCCGCGGCCGGGCCGGACAACUGGCCCGACGUCCUCUGCUACCCGGAGACGGAGGAGUGCACGGACGCCCUCUAG
This is a messenger RNA of Aureococcus anophagefferens, 1644 nucleotides long. RefSeq lists its product as hypothetical. The record is from RefSeq and is a predicted model, not a curated record. Gene Ontology annotation, cellular component: cytoplasm; cytosol. Gene Ontology annotation, biological process: glycolytic process. The transcript has 2 exons. Gene Ontology annotation, molecular function: magnesium ion binding; pyruvate kinase activity; potassium ion binding. Bases 1 to 1644 code for a protein of 547 amino acids. NCBI's taxonomy places the organism in Eukaryota, Pelagophyceae, Pelagomonadales, Pelagomonadaceae.